UAAUAACUUAAGUGUUAAUUCUUAAAAACAAAAAAGCAUAUGAAAAAACAAUCUCUUAAAAGAAAACCAUAAAAAAAAGUUAGGUUCAUAUGCUUUGAUAUAGUAAUUUUAUAUUAUUUUAACUAUAAUUAUUAGUACCAUAAAUAAUAUAUGUAUAUACAUUGUCAAUGUCAUUGGUGUCUAGUUUUUGGUACUUCGAAGAUGAUCAAAUGGCCAAGAAGACAACAUAUCAUUGUUUUAAACGACAAAUUUGAUUCCCAUAAUAAGCUAACUGUCAUAACUAAUUUUUACCCUUAUUCCCUCCAAAAAUUCUUCUUGUCCAUACAAAGAUUGACCCAAAAUAAAUCACACCACAAAUGCCAGGUUGAACACCAACAAAAUCUCCUAAUUAUUACAACUAUCUUACCCUAUAUUACUCCCUUCACCAUCACUAUUUUUCUUUGCCUCAAUUCACAUAUUUGCAACAAGAGAAUAAAAAAAGGGAAGAAACAACAACCUCCUUUCUCCCCCUUCCUCUUCACCUCCGAAGACUCGCUCAUUUGUCCCACAUUUUUUAUUUCGUCAAUAAUGGGAGGAUGUGCGAGCGUGCAAAAGGAGUCUGACAUCGCCCAGCGCGAGUCUCUCCCAAGCGAGUCUCCAGCUAAGCUGGAACAGGCUCAAACUGAGGAGAAGACUGUUGAUGAAGGUGAGAAUAAGAGCGAAACUCCUAACAAGGAUGAGGAGAAGGAGGAGAAGAAGGACGAGGAGAGUGAGAACUCAACCGAAACUAAGGGUGCCAAUAAGGUAGAAGGUGAUGUGUCCAAUGCCGAAGUUGAUGUGAAAGUUGAGGCUACAAAUGAUAAAGUCGACGCCACUAAUGCUGUUGAGACACCUAAGGACAACGAUGUUAAGGUUGAGGCUGUUGAGGAGCCCAAGGAGGAGGCGCCAAAGGACGAGAAAGUUGAGGCGGACAAUAUUGAGAAGAAUAAUGUUGCGGUGGCGGCUCCAUCCUCAGAGGACAAAGCUAAUGCACCUAUUGUGACUUUGUAAUGAUAUUUCAUACUUUUAAUGAGUGAAAGAAAGAAAAAUUUGGUUGGUAGAGCCAUAAUGUGUAAGAGGGGUGUGUUGCAAUUGUUCUCUCUAGUUUUUCCACUUGAAUUAUUGAAAAUGUGAAAAUUUACAGGUUCAA
Molecule: messenger RNA, 1168 nt
Organism: Cannabis sativa
Lineage: Eukaryota; Viridiplantae; Streptophyta; Magnoliopsida; Rosales; Cannabaceae
Exons: 2
Coding region: 151-1029 (292 amino acids)
Source: RefSeq, a predicted model, not a curated record